Messenger RNA from Striga hermonthica, 1653 nucleotides. Lineage: Eukaryota; Viridiplantae; Streptophyta; Magnoliopsida; Lamiales; Orobanchaceae. The record is from the annotation of a GenBank genome assembly.
AUGAGGGAGGAGCAAAUAGAGAAGCUCCGGGGCGUGGUCCGCGACUGCGUGAGCAAGCACUUGUACUCGUCGGCGAUCUUCUUUGCCGACAAGGUGGCGGCGGUCACGGCGGACCCCGCCGACAUUUACAUGCAGGCGCAGGCUCUAUACCUCGGCCGUCACUACCGCCGUGCCUUCCAUCUCCUAAAUGCCUCCCAGAUUGUCCUCCGCGACCUCCGCUUCCGCUACCUUGCAGCUAAAUGCCUAGAAGAAUUAAAGGAGUGGGAUCAAUGCCUAUUAAUGCUUGGUGAUGCAAAAGUGGAUGAAAAUGGUAACAUUGCAGACACAAAGGAUUUCAAUAGUAUGUGCCUCGAUAAAGAUGGUGAAGAUCGUGAAAUCAAUAUUAUAUCAGCAAUAUGCUUUCUGAGAGGCAAGGCAUACGAGGCCCUGGAAAAUCGUUCACAGGCUCGGUUAUGGUACAAAGCUGCGAUUCGAGCAGAUCCUUUGUGUUAUGAGGCCUUGGAAUGUCUAAUGGAAGGUCACAUGCUUACUUGCGAAGAAGAGGCCAAUCUACUAUCAACAUUGCAAUUUGGUGCAGAAGAUGGAUGGCUUUCUUCAUUUUAUUCAUGCUUGAUAAAGAAAUAUGAUAAAGAAAAUAUUGUUGAAGACAAGUUUAAGGAGCUCGAGCUGGAAGAUUCUGAUACAAAGACUUCUGGAAAAUCAUUAUGUUCACUGAAGAACAACACUGAUCUCUUAGCCUGCAAAGCUGAGUACUACCAUCAGUGUGGUGAAUACCAGAAAUGUUUUGAACUAACUUCAGUAUUGCUCGAGAAAGACCCUUUCCACCUAAAGUGCACUUUGGUGCAUUUAGCUGCAGCCAUGGAGCUUGGACAUUCGAAUGAACUCUAUCUAAUGGCAUGCAAUUUAGUCAAGGAUUAUCCACAGAAAGCACUGUCAUGGUUUGCUGUGGGCUGCUACUAUUACUGCAUAAAAAAGUUCGACCAAUCACGUCGAUAUUUCAGCAAGGCAACAAGUUUAGAUGGAACGUUUGCUCCAGGCUGGAUUGGCUCUGGGAAUGCAUACGCAGCUCAAGAAGAAGGAGAUCAAGCCAUGUCGGCUUACCGUACUGCUGCUCGAUUAUUUCCUGGAUGCCAUUUGCCAACUCUAUACAUUGGGAUGGAAUAUAUGCGAACCCAUAGCUUCAAACUUGCUGAGCAGUUUUUCAUGCAGGCUCAAGCUGUAUGUCCUUCAGAUCCACUUGUGUAUAAUGAGCUUGGAGUUGUGGCUUAUCACAUGAAAGAGUAUAAGAAGGCUGUUUGGUGGUUCGAGAAGACAUUAGCUCACGUACCCUCCUCUUUAACUGAGAUGUGGGAACCAACUGUAGUCAACCUUGCUCACGCAUUGAGAAAACUAAAGAGGUACAAUGAGGCAAUCAUAUACUAUGAGAAAGCACUGGCUUUAUCAACUACAAGCUUGAGCACAUAUGCAGGUCUUGCAUACACAUAUCAUUUGCAGGGGAAUUAUACAGCUGCAAUUACACACUAUCACAAGGCUUUAUGGAUCAAAGCAGACGAUCAAUUUUGUACAGAAAUGCUGACAUGGGCUCUUGAAGAUGAAUGCCGUAAUGGCGUGAUCCCCAAAGUAGAGUCAGUUAGAAGCCAGUUAUUUACAUAA